Molecule: messenger RNA, 3328 nt
Organism: Phascolarctos cinereus (koala)
Lineage: Eukaryota; Metazoa; Chordata; Mammalia; Diprotodontia; Phascolarctidae
Gene: HEATR3
Product: HEAT repeat containing 3
Biological process (GO): ribosomal large subunit biogenesis; protein import into nucleus
Source: RefSeq, a predicted model, not a curated record
CCAUGUGUGCGCUCUAGUUGGCUCCGGCAGGCCCAGCGGAGCUUCUUGAGAUCUGCAACUUUAGUGUCCGAAUCCUACAGCUGCCCUGUCCGCAGGCUCCCGCAUCUCCCGGCUGGCGCCGCAGCCAUGGGCAAGAGCAAGAACAAACGCUUCAGACGGCCUCCGUUCUCCCCCACGGGUGAAUGUGAGGCAGCGGAGAACGACGAGGCUGGACUGGACGACUCACCGGCGGUGGAGCUCCUCGAGAAGCUCCAGCAUCCGAGCGCCGAGGUCCGCGAGUGCGCCUGUGCGGGGUUGGCGCGGCUGGCGCAGCAGCAGCCCUCCAUCUCGGCCCUGACCCGCAGGGAUGCUGUCCGGCAGCUUGGGCCGCUGCUGCUCGACCCCAGCCUGGCCGUGCGGGAGACGGCGGCGGGCGCGCUGCGAAAUCUCAGUGCUUGUGGAGGUUUUGAAGUUUGUGAUGAUAUGGUUACUAAGGACAUCAUGACACCACUUGUUGCACUCUUAAAAGAGUGUAGCAUUGGAUUAGAUUCCAGUGAAAUCUCUUUGAAGAAAAACAAAGAGCUGAAUAAAAAUUACGUGGAAGACAUAGCUAAUGAGGCUGUGAAUGUGCUAUGGAAUAUAUGUGAAUGCAGUAGUAGAGCAGUAUCUAUAUUCAACAAAGAAGGGUGCUUGGAGAUUGUAUUAAAGUAUUUAAGUAGGUUUUCCACCAAUGUUGACCUGGCUAUUUCAGUAGCGUUUUGUUUACAAGCAGUGACAGAGGAUAACCCAGAGCUCUUAAAAUCUUUUAAUGCUCCAGCUCUGCAGGUGCUAGAAUCGGCAAUGUUCUCACCCACCUCUUCUAUGGAAUACACUCUUCUGAAAACAUUAGUGGCAGGGACUGUGUGGAAUGUAAAGGAUGUUCUUCCAUCCAAGAGUCAAGCAGAUACCAUAAAUGCACUCCUGAAGAUUUUCUCUGAUGUUUUAGAAAUGGAUGUUGGGGAGGUGGUUAUUCAAAUGAAGGAAGCUGAAACUCAAAGGUUAAAUGCUGCUACAGAGACUGAGACUGAGGAGACAGAUGAAAUGAAUGGUGAUACUUUGAAUGAAGAUGAUGAAAUGGAAGAAGUUCCCCACAAAAGAAAAGUCAGAAGGAAAACUUUCAUUUCAGAUCUACUUCCACCAACUGAAAAGGAAUUGAAACAGACAUUAGCCUUACUCACAGCUCAGCAGAUUGCCCUAGAGAUUAUUGUCAACAUGUGCUGCAGCGAUGAUCCUUCUGAUGAUGAAUGGGAUGAGUAUUCUAGCAGUGAUGAAAGUGAUGCAUUUAUGGAUAAUUCCUUUAAUGAACUCAGUGGACAACUAAUGUCCCCACUCUGCCUUUCUGCUGAGGUUCAUACUGCUCUUACAAACUACCUCAUUCCCAAGAAGGUUUUCGAGAAAAUUACCUUUCCAAACAGUAUGGCAGUUGACAUCUGUUCCAGGAAUCCUACUUGGAAGCCAUUAAUUAGAAAGAUGAACACUAUCCAGUGUAGGGCACUUGUGUGCCUCCACAGUAUCUUAUCUGUUUUAGAUGUGGACUGUCUUGGAGGAGCCCCAGCACUUCAGACACUUGCACAGCACCUGUCACAGCUUAUUUUUUCUCAGCCAGAUUUUAUCAAACACACAGAAUUCCUAGAAGCCAUAAGCAGUGCUUUAAGGACUCUGUUGCAGAUAAUGGCAUCCAAGAACAUUUCUCAGUGCAUGACUCCCGAGCAGCUGAUGUCAUUAUGUGAAGCUGGGAUUCAUAGCAGUAAUGUUGGUAUUAGGGUAAAUGUUGUUAGUAUUUUAGGAAUCACAGGCUGUGUCCUAGCCAAAGAAGAUGGUACACUUGAAACACUGAAGACUAUUGGAAAAUUUCUUCUUGAAGUGGCCACCAAAGAUUCUUCUCUUGUUGUAGCUGGAGAAACUCUAGAUGCCAUCUUUGAUGUUUUUGCAGAUGGUAAAGAAGCGGAAAAGGCAGCAGUUGAGAUCAAAUUAUUAUCUGCCCUAAAAGAAUUCCAGCCAGUUUUCAAAAUGAAGCUUCGAAAAGAAGGAAGAGGAAAAUAUAGUACAGAUCAACUCUGUGUUCUUGACAAUGUGAAAAUGAACUUGAGAAGAUUUAUUGCUUAUCAGGAGACAAUAGAGAAAAGACUUACUUCUUGAACUACCAGAGAACUGAUUCUUUAAUUCAUUUUAAUUGCCACAAAAUGUUUCCUGUUGCAAAACUGAGACCUUUACUUUAUCUCAAAUGUCACAUAUAUUUUAGAAUAUAUUCAGUUUUUAAAAAUUAACUGCAUGUUUGCAGUCCUUAAAUAUUUUUAAAUGGCAGGAAUAUGUAUUUAAUGCCUUUGGUAAGUUCUGCACAGUUUGAUAUUGUACUUUAAAAUAUUUUGUUGUGGGUAGUCAUUAUUUCACAGGAAAAGUAUUUUAAAGGAAUUGGAUAGUUUUUAACUAAACUGUGAGAAUGGAGAAACCACUAAGUGAUCAUGUUUAAAUGAAUUUUGCAAAAUGGAUCCUCUCAACAGCAGUAUUUAUGGUAGGAAGUUAAUAUCAUUUCCUAAAUCUUUAAAAUAGAAACCCAUAGAAGAGCAAAUUAUUGCCUGAGCCAUCCCAGUUGUGUUCACCUUUUCUGAAUUUGAGAUCUGAUUCAAUUUGGAGUUUACAAUUAAAUAAGUUAAUAGUACUGUAUGCAGUAAUUGUGAGAAUUUGAUAAGGAAUCUAAUCAAAGUUAUAUUAUUAACAUCACCCCUUCAAUUCACUGUUUAGGAAAUAGAGGAGGGGGGUGUAAUUUUUUGUUUUGGGAAAAACUUGAUAUUGAAACUAAACAGAUAUCUAAUGACUGGAUGUUUCAGGCUUUGAAUAAUUUGAACUUUGAAUAUCUACUCAUUAAUGUAUAUAGCAUUUUUUAAAGAUACAUAAGGUAUGUAGUAGAGCUUCUCAGCCUUUUUUUUCUGAAGAGUACCAACUUUCUCUUGUGUCCUGUUUGAGACUAGAGAAUAGGAAGAAGAGGAUUUACAGUUGCUGGGUAGUGAGAUGUGCAGAGAGAGGACUGGCUGCUAACAGAUGGCCAUUCUCCUCUGGUGGACAAAGAAGGGCAUGGUAGCAACAUCUCUUUUAGAGAUAAGUGUUUAUCUCAAUAUGCUGUCCAUUAUCACUUCCCAAUAGAUUAACUAUGUUUGAACAGUUAAGAUUUAAUUUUUAUUAGCUAGUUUUAUAGCUUUGUAAAAUUAGCUCCUGGUGAUUUCUAUAUUUCAUUUAUACUAUUUCUUCUUUUUUGUUGUUUUGUUUUGUUUUUGUUUUUUGGCUAGGCAGUGGGGUUAAGUGACUUGCCCAG